AUGGGUCCGAAAAAGAGAAACAAAUCUCCCACCAGACGCAGCCAGCACGAUGAGGAAGAGGAACUGGAGGAGACCAGGUCCACAAGGAGCUCAAGUACAAGGUCGUCUGGUCGGUUAAGAUCUUCAGAAACUUUGAGAAUUCCAACUGUUGAUGAAGCCAGUUCGUCAUUCAGACAUUCGAUUAGCCGUGGGCGAACAUCAAAUGAUAGCUCGAGUUUCCUUCCUAGCCGUUCCACGUCACGGCUUCUCAGGCUCAACUUUGCUAAAAACUCACCCAGUUUAGCUUCUUCUUCUGCUAGCAAUGAAAAUAACCAGAGUUCAGUCACUGAAGCUGCCGAAGCCAGCAGCCAGAGUAGCAGUAGCAGGCUACAGAGUGUGACAGACAAUCAAAGAAGAGGAAGCAGUCUAGAGAUUAAUGUUUCCGCCAACAACAUCAACAACAACAUUCCCGGUACAACUAACAACAACUUCAGCAGCACCAACAACUACGACGACGACAACAACAACAACACUGGAAUCAUCAGUAACAACAACAACAGCAAUGAUGACAACAACAACAGCCUUUUUUUUCCUACCGUUAACAACAUGAGUAGUAGCAGCAGCAGAUCACAAUUGAGCAGAAGACAAAGUAACACAAGUCAACCUGGAAGACGGGGCUCUGCGAAAAACAUUCCAAACGAGGGACCGCCACAAGAGCCGCCAAUGCAGCCACAACGGCCACUACUUAUGACUUUCUUACGGUUUCUGGUCCUUUUGAAACCGCUUUUUUAUAUAGCCACCUGCAUGUCUUUCUUGCUUGUCAGCACAUUUUUCCAGACUGAAACUAUUAAUGAAGACGAUGGUCUUGGUAGAAGCAAGAUCUGUCCACACAGUCUUGAAAAGUUCAUCUCAUCGUUUGAUGACGUUGUGACGAAACUAUCGAGCGUUGCACGUAGCUACCACAUCAGCCUAUCGACUCUAGGCAUCGUAAAUCUAUUUUAUGCAUUUCAAACAGCCGUACAUUUCACUCUGACGAGGUUUAUUAAGUCCAGAGCAAAAAUAAAUUACGGAGGUCUCCUAAUUACCUUAUUGGCCCUUCUUGGAAUUCACGCUGGCUCGCCUUUCAAUCUACAGACAUUUCAGGAAACUAUAUACUACAUGUCAGUAAUAAGCACGGUACAGUGCCUGGUCCUAAUAGCAAUUUCUCGCAUUUUCAACGUCGACAUUUUGAAACUCUUCUUCAAAAAGUAUUUCAAAUUGGCCUCUGCUGACGCUGCUGACGCUGCUGCUUCUACCACCACUACUACUAGUGACGACCUCCGUAAAUUUCUGACCAUGAACUUUGGCAUACCAUUGUGGUUCGUUUGUAUAGUCAGCCAUCUAGUAGCAUCUAUUUUUAGCCAGGUCAAUAGGUCAGCCCUGCUGGUGGCCUGCACCAUGCAGCUGACCUACCUUCUCGUCGGACUCUUUUAUCAGUUUAGGGAUUUGAACGGGAGCGUAAACAUGGUAAUCCCAUGGAAUGGUAGUGGCCAGCUGUCCGUUGUCUUGGAAUCACUCGUCAUCAUCCCCUACAUGUACGCCUUUGCCCUAUGUGACAAUCUGCACUUGAACCACACUGAAAACUCAAAAAACAAAAUUUUAUCUAUGAAAAACUGGAUGUUGUUCUAUGGCAGUGAAAUUGCAAUGGUUGUAUGCUGGAGUCUUCUGACAGGCUUUUAUUCACUGUGGAGUUUUUCCACGCUUACAUUCCUGGUUCUAACUUUGAUCAGGGAUCCGAUAAUCAACAGAACAUUUAACAUACGUUUUGACAACAACAAUAACAACAACAACUUUAAUAACAACAACAACUUCAAUAACAACAACAACAACUUCAAUAACAACAACAACAAUUUUAGUAACAACAACAACAACAACAACAACAGUUAUGAUAAUAACAAUGGAUGGACUUUCCAAAACAACAACAACAACAACAACUAUAGUAAUAAUAAUAAUUACGCAAACUAUCUCGACAAUAACAACAUCAAUAAUAAUAAUAAUAAUAAUGGCUCGAACUUUUACAACAACAACAACAAUAAUAAUGAAAGGAACUUCCCAAACAGCAGCAACUACAACAACGACAGUGACGUCCACUUCAUCAACCAAAACAACAAUUACAACCAAGCUAGUAGCCCAAAUCCUAACCACAACCACAACAACAACAACUACUUCAACUUUCCACCAUCUGCUAAUCCGGCCUGCUUCAGUUCAAUUCUUACCUAUGGCCACUACAAAACUUACCUCGAUACUGCAACUAAUACAGAGGGCGAUUAUUUGAGAGGUGACGGUGACGUGUUUUAUAGCUGUAGGGACAAAAAAAAUUAG
Helobdella robusta is the source of this 2340-nucleotide messenger RNA. RefSeq lists its product as hypothetical. The transcript is spliced from 10 exons. The record is from RefSeq and is a predicted model, not a curated record. The coding region runs from base 1 to 2340 and encodes 779 amino acids. NCBI's taxonomy places the organism in Eukaryota, Metazoa, Annelida, Clitellata, Rhynchobdellida, Glossiphoniidae.